Thalassophryne amazonica is the source of this 2828-nucleotide messenger RNA. RefSeq names its product kinesin-like protein KIF20A. Gene Ontology annotation, biological process: microtubule-based movement. Gene Ontology annotation, molecular function: microtubule motor activity; ATP binding; microtubule binding. The transcript is spliced from 12 exons. Lineage: Eukaryota; Metazoa; Chordata; Actinopteri; Batrachoidiformes; Batrachoididae. The coding region runs from base 1 to 1779 and encodes 592 amino acids. Gene Ontology annotation, cellular component: nucleus; microtubule; kinesin complex. The record is from RefSeq and is a predicted model, not a curated record.
AUGGUUCCUAUCAUUACCACCUUUCUCGAUGUUUACUUUAUAAUUGAGCUGGGGUCAGAGGUGUGGAUCUAUUAUGCAGCGUGGCUGGCAGUAGACCUUACCUGGAUCCAGGUUUGCAAUGCAGAGGAAGCUUGGAGGAUUAUGAGAGCAGGACGUCGGAACCAGAGCUUCGCCUGCACUCACCUCAACCAAAACUCCAGCCGCAGCCACAGCAUUUUUUCCGUUCGUAUCCUGCAUAUCUGUCCAGAGGCAGACCCCAGUCGGGCCAUACACAUCAGCGAACUGACUGUGUGUGACCUGGCCGGAUCGGAGCGCUGCAAACAGCAGCGCAAUGGUGAGAGGAUGAAGGAGGCCAACAACAUUAACACUUCCCUCUUAACGCUGGGACGCUGCAUCACUGCUCUGAGGAACAAUCAGACUAACAGGUCUCGGCCCCCUCAAGUGGUGCCCUUCAGGGACAGUAAACUGACUCGGGUUUUGCAGAGUUUCUUUUGCGGCCAAGGAAGCUCCAGCAUGGUGGUGAACAUCAACCUGUGUGCCUCCAUCUAUGAUGAGACUCUCCAAGCCCUCAAAUUCUCUGCUAUUGCUACUCAGCUGGUGCACGGCCCAUCAACAAAGACCAGAGUGGCUUAUAUCCUGUCUCUGCUCCGCGAGCCAACAGCAAAGUCUAACAGCAAUACGGUGAUGGAGGAGGAAGAGGAGGAGAGUGAUGAAGAAGAUGAUGGCGAUAUCACAUUGUUAAAUACUGAGGCAUUGCUGCAGGCCAUAGAUGUCCUGAAGAGAGAGAUACAGCGUCAGCGGGAAGAAAAAGAAGUUCUGGAGAAAAAUGUGAGGGAGGAGGUGGUGUCUGAGAUGAUGGAGGUCAUCAAUGAAAUGCAGGAAGGCUUCAGAGAGAGCAUGGAGGCAGAGAGGGCUCUCAUGGAAGAAAGGAUGGAGGCCAAAACUAAGAUCCUGCAGAAGCACCUCAAGAGGUUCUACAGCCAGGAGCUUAAGGAGCGUGAUGAAGAGAUUGAAGCUUUGACUGCUGCUCUGGAAAAAAAGAACAAGAAAUCUGAGUCAGUGCCACAGGAAGACUGUGAGGGGCCUCGACGUUCACAGCGUCUUACUCAGACAGAAAAAAGCAGACUGCAAGCUGAGCUCAACCAGUGCCGUGCUGAGCUGCUCACCAAGACUGAAGAGCUGAAUAGUCAGAAGAUGCAGCUGGUAAUACCGGGUCCAACAGGUACUCUGACCAUUGCUGCUGACCGCAAGCUGGAGGAGAGUCAAAGGAACCUGCGACAGCUGCGUCUGGAUCUGCAGAGGUUGGGGGUGGACCUGCAGUCUGGUGAGAGAGCCUGCUGUCGAAACACAGGAGGGGAACGGCUGCGCCAGGCUUUGGCCGCCGCUGAUGAGACACUAAUUAAACAGGGCCACAUCCUGGUGGAACUCCAGAACUGUCUGACGCUGCUCAAGGGUGACCUGAGGCGGAAAGCAGAGAGCCUGACCCAGACUCAGUCUGCACAAGCACAGCUGCCUCCGUCAGCGUUUGCUACUCCCACUGCACCACGUUCAUGUAAGAAGAGAGGCUGCGGGAUCGCCGCAGCCAACACUGAAAACAAGCCUCCAGAAAAACGGCCUUUCCUCCAGUCUCUGUUCACGACUCGCACUCCGUCUCGUAAAUACAACACCCAUGGCAAUGACACUAGCGGUACUCCCUACUCGCAAAUCUUGCGCUCUCGCCAGCAAUCUCCACCCUUUAGUCCCACCCCCAACACUCCUGGUUUCAGACGCAAAUACUAAGCUGGUGGCAGCUACACAGAGGAUGUUCUUUGAGUCUAUGCAAAUAAAUAGCUGGUAACUUUAUUUUUGCUGUGCUGUAUAUGACGCUGUCAUACCAAAAACUGUUAAGCCUUGAGUUUGCAUGUUGUGUUUAACAUGUUUUAAGAGAGUUGCUCUAGGUUGUGGUGCUAAGUACAUGUUAAAAUCACAAACUACAGAUAUAUGGUUAAAUGUAGAGUGAGAUGCUCCUCUUUUGGGAAACAUUUUAUUAUAUUGGCCUCCCCCAACUGUAAAAAAGUUUUACACAAUAAAAACAUGAAAGUAACUGAGUGGUCUAAUUUCUUAUGAUUAAAAACUGACAUGUUUCAUGAAACUGGCGACAUCAAAUUUACUCUUCCAUGAACAUUAAGUAAAACUUGGACAAGACUUUAAUAUUUAAAGUAUUUACAAAAAAGCACAUACUUCCACCAAUGGCCCACAGUUCUGUUGGUGUAACGGAGCUGAAGUGUUGGUGUUAAAGUAAGGCUUUUUCAGUCAUCUUGGAGCUCCAUCAAGUGGAUAAAAAAUAUUAACAUGUCACUGACACAAGGUCAACAAAUUUCACCCCCAUAAUCCUGCUGAUAGUCAAGCAAGGCUGCAAAGCUCAUGGCCCUCUCACCUUGACUAUUUAGCUGCAGACGUAUUAAAAUAUGAAUAUGCUGGCAUAUGUCUAAAUUAUGGGUAAGUUAAGCACACAUUAAAGCACAUGGGUAUAUGUUGUAAUACGGUGAGGUUGUUCAAAAACUCAAUGCACAAUAUUUCUGAUACAUGCCAGCAGUAAGUUAUGUGAUUGUUGACAUUAAUUGUAAGUAACUCCAGCUGAAAUGUCAAUGUCCAGUGUAUCCAAUGAGAAACCUUUGAACCUACUGUUGUGUGCAGAAUUUUCAGCACCCCUGAUAAUUUUAAUGAUUUUUGCUUUAAAUCAUUGGUGGUCUGGAUUAGAAAUUUCAGUUAAAUAUAUAGCAGACGACCACAUUGAUAUUUGAGAAAUGACAGGUUUAUAGUAUUUACAAAACAUGCAAUUAAAAUUA